AUGAAGGAAACGCACGUGGGAGCGUUCGGAGAGGACGAGCAUCGCAUCGCGGCGUACGCGGAGGUGGAGGCGUUGAGCGCGAUGUCGCAUCCGAACGUCGUCGCGUUCGUCGGCGCGUAUCAAACGUCGGCAGAGGUGCACUUGGUGAUGGAGCUCGUCGACGGGACGUCGUUGUUGGAGUAUUUGACGAUGCUGAAUGAUUACGAAGACGCGAAUGAAGACAAGAAACACGAGGUGCGGUUGGAUCUGAUGAGACAGCUCGCGAACGCGGUGGCGUACGUGCACGCGAAAGACUACGUAUUUCGAGACUUGGCGCUGGAAAACGUCAUGGUGCGACACGCGCCAGACGACGCGACGGCAAACGUGACGCUGAAAAUCAUUGAUUUCGGCCGAGUGCGAAAGCUUCGUCCGGAAACCGGAAUGCGCUUACCAUCGGCAUCGCCCAUGGGAGCGGCUUCGUUUCAGGCGCCCGAAGUCGAAGAGCGUGGUGAGUACUCGCAAGCGUCGGACAUGUGGUCCGUGGGGAUAUUUAUGUACUGGUUGAGCUCGGGGAAGAUGCCGUUUCAGAACUCAGUCGAGGGGGUAUUUCAAGUCCUUCGUGCGGAGUACGACAGUUUGGAUGAAUCCAUCAGUGCGUUGACUCGUGAUUUAGUCCAUUCGCUUCUCAGGUUGAAUCCCGUGAAUCGCAUGAACGCCGCGCAAGCGGCGGCGCAUCCGUGCCUCAAGCAA
Molecule: messenger RNA, 729 nt
Organism: Ostreococcus lucimarinus CCE9901
Lineage: Eukaryota; Viridiplantae; Chlorophyta; Mamiellophyceae; Mamiellales; Bathycoccaceae
Exons: 1
Biological process (GO): protein phosphorylation
Molecular function (GO): ATP binding; protein kinase activity
Source: RefSeq, a predicted model, not a curated record